Anthostomella pinea is the source of this 1701-nucleotide messenger RNA. Lineage: Eukaryota; Fungi; Ascomycota; Sordariomycetes; Xylariales; Xylariaceae. The record is from the annotation of a GenBank genome assembly.
AUGCCAAUUGAUCUCCCAACUGAGUUUACCGAGUCCUAUCUUAUAUACCAGAAGUAUCCACGCUACAUCGCCGCAAGCUCGACCUACGGCCCAGCAUUAUGGGGGUUCCGGGAACGCUUGAAUCGCAAGAAGGCCAAGCUCUUCAUCCAAGAUGCUGGUGAUAUCGUGGUCCCCGUGCGGGAGAUACAGAAGAGAAACGGUGCCUUUACUGUUUCGAAAUGCAAUAUUCUGAGCGAAGAGAAACUCAAGGAGUGGCUCGGCGACACUUACGAACGGGACCCUAAUAACCCAGCUAAAUUCGUUGGUGCUUUGGCAACGAAGGCGGAUCCCAACUGCCGCUUCAUAUUCUUGAUCACAGAUAGCGCAUUGGCUCCCCUGGAGCUGACGCGGGACUGUCUUCUUCGUAUCCUGACAUACCAUCAGGUGAUGCCCAACUACAUCGACUUCUUGCUGGUCUACGGAGCCCAGGAAGAGGAUCGUGAACUACGGUUCAGCGGCUUCCGUACGCGAACGACGUUCGUAAAUCCCGAGCCCGGCCACAUCAUCCCAGACCUGGGUAGAUCGGGCAGGCAGCACGAAAUGUGCUACAACCUCAAGGCCGUGGCGCCUAGAGAGGCUGGCAAGACUCAGUUGAUCCAGAACAGGUGGAAGAUACGCCAGGCGGCGAUAUAUCACCGGUUUGACCUCGGCACGGGGUCAUUAUUAUGGAUUAUCGCCGAUCCACGCGAGGCCGUGAAGGGUGUCAUUGGCGAGAUACUGCCAGAGGGCACGGCACCGAGGGAUUUCCAAUUCGGAACAGUGGCGGAAGCCUUCAGUGCCAGUCUUGACACGCAUAUAUUGCUGGCCCAGUGGGCAUCAGACGAAUGGCGAUGGCACAUCCAGUCUCUCGAGGAGACCAUCGACAACAUGACGCGCCCGGCCCUGCUUUUCGACGACGGCAACCAGUACCAGCCACGAGUACUUCCCCGAGCAGUAACUCGAGUCCAGGAAUACGAAGACAAGGUCAACGAAGCCGUCAUGGUUAUGGAGUCCAACAUCAACAUCCUGACGUCCCUGCGGUCUUCCUACAAGACGCUGGUCGAGGACCCCGAGUUCCCGGCAGCUGAUCAAGGCGCCUGCCAAAAGGCCUUCAAGAGGUUCACCACGCGCAUGGACGAGUUCAUCUUCGACCUCAGGACGCAGACGGAUAGGGGCAAGGUCCUGUCGAAACUCGCAGCCGACCGCAAGGCCAUUGUCCUCGGACAGACGCAGAUGCAGGCGGCCACGAAACAGGAGAAGUUGGCCGAGAGCAUGUGGCAGUUCGCCGAGAGGGGCCAGAAAGAGGCCAUUGCCAUGCGUACCGUCACCAUCAUCACGCUGCUAUAUCUGCCGCCGACUUUUGUGUCGACGUUCUUCAGUACCGAUGUCAUCAAGUAUCAGGACAAUGGCACUGACCAGGUCUUCUUCUCUCGCAACGCGAUGAUUUCAUUUCUCUACGUUACCAUUCCCCUGUGGGCCGUGACCCUGGUCGUUGUCGUGUUCUACUACAAGUGGGAGUCGUGGAGGAGAGAGCAGCGGGCACGUGGGCUGCUGUCUCAGGAUCCGGAUGUGUUUGAGUACUGGGAGAAGUAUUCUAGGAGUAGUGGCAACUCUGGAAGCCAGAAGAUGCCUAAUUCUUUCAUCGGGCACAUAUUGGGCAAGGGGCAGAAGCAAGCCCCGUAG